AUGGAUUUUAUUGUAAAUAUGGUAGAAUAUGCAUGUUAUAUGUACUUUUCAGAUCAUUUUAAGUCUACUUCAACAAAGAAAAUUAUUCUCGUUAUUGGUGGUACCGGUGCACAAGGAUCGGCGGUUGUUAAAAAAUUACUUGGUCCUGAUCGAAUAUCAGGCAAGGAAACGCCAUAUACCGUUCGCAUUUUGACACGCGAUCCAUCACAUUAUAAAAUCAAAGAAGACUUUGAAUCAUAUGACGUUGAAGUUGUACAGGGAAAUGUUUUGGAUUUCAAUAGUGUUUUGAAAGCACUAGAAAACUGUUAUGGUGUCUUUGUAAACACAGAUACGUUUACAAUUGGUGAAGAGGCCGAAAUUUUUGCUGGUAUGCGUAUAUUUGAAUUGGCUAAACAAAUUGGAACGGUCAAACAUUACAUCUACUCAAGUUUAGACUAUUUAAAGAAAAUAGUUAAUUACAAUCCAGUCUAUCGUUGUGCACAUUAUGAUGGAAAAGGACCUGUUGCUGAAUGGAUGCAACAACAACCAUCCGAUGAAAAUGGAAUGGUAUGGAGUAUAGUAACAACUGGACCCUACAUAGAAACGCUCCAAGGUGGUCUCUUAGUUCCACGUAUACAAGAGGAUAGUACACGUGUAUUUGCUGCACCAUUGGGCAAAGGACAUUUACCAAUUGUAUCGGUUGAUGAUAUUGGAUACUUUGCACGUUAUAUAUUUGAUCAUCGAAUAGAAACAAGUGGCAAAGAUUUGAAAAUUGCUUCUCAAAUGCUCGGUUGGGAUGAACUCGUCGAAACAUUUAAACGAGUUACAAAUCUACCUGCUGUCUACAAGGAUCUUCCAUAUGAUGAAUGGGUUGAAGCAUUACCAUGGAGAGAUGCUGCACUUGCAACAGAUGUUCCUAAUGGUAUAACAUAUCGUGAUAAUUUCCGUGCGUGGUGGCGUUUGUAUCACGAUGAUAUUAUAAAACGAGAUAUGAAAUGGAUUGAACAGGUGAAUCCAGAGCGUGUUACAGUUGAAGAUUGGAUUAGAAAAACAGGCUACGAUGGCACACCCAAACCAUUAUUGAAAGUUAUGCAUUGUAAUGCACGAAUAGAGAAAGAAUCUCAUCGAUCCUUCAGUAAACGUGCUUGUGCUCGUCCUGGUGAUGUUUGCACUAGUACUUCCGAUUGUUGCGGCCAUGAUGAUCCUGAAAGUGGUCAUUGCGUUCUCUGGACUGGCAUUCUGCCUGUUCUUUUCAAUGUUGAUCGUCGUACUUGUAAUUGUAGUACUUAUUCUAUUGCUGUUGACCCUUAUACUCAUCGAAUUGUGACUGAUGUUUGUGAUGGUCGUGAUCGCACUGGUAGUCCUGUUUGUCGUACACGUGUUGCUCCUCCUGAUGAUGUUUACUAUCGUGGUGAUGAUUACUAUUAUGGCCGUGGCAAGAAAAACUAA
Molecule: messenger RNA, 1428 nt
Organism: Adineta steineri
Lineage: Eukaryota; Metazoa; Rotifera; Eurotatoria; Adinetida; Adinetidae
Source: the annotation of a GenBank genome assembly